GACUGUGAGCUGGAGGAAAGAUUAAAAAAACAGAAAUUUCAUCUUUGUUCUCUGAAUGUUUGUGAAGCCGCUUUGCAGACGCUUUGUGACUAGCCUGAACUUACUGACACCACACCUGACAGUAGGUUGUAAGAGGAGUAUGCAGCUCAGUGCUCUUUGUUCAUAACAACACAAUCCACCUGCUGAAAAUGACUGUGCAGAUGGGGAUCCUGCUUUUGGCUCUGCUGGGCCUCGGCGCAGCGCUCGUCUGUCCUGAUGGAGGCAUGUGUGAGGAUAAAAACACCUGCUGCAAGAACACCGUGGGAGGAUACGGAUGCUGCCCCCUUCCUCAUGCUGAGUGUUGCUCAGAUCACCUCCACUGCUGCUACAAGGACACAGUUUGUGAUCUCGUCCACUCAAAGUGCGUCAACAAGACAGUUUCUCUGCCCUUGAUCAGACGAGUUCCCACCAAACAGGCCCUGCUCGUCCCUCAGCUCGAGGAACGAGUAAAAGCAGUCAUGUGUCCGGACCAGCAGUCGGAGUGUCCGGAUGACACCACCUGCUGCCAGCUUCUGGACGGCUCCUGGGGCUGCUGUCCGUUAGUGAAGGCGGUGUGUUGUGAGGAUAAACUCCACUGUUGUCCCGAGGGAACAAAGUGUGACAUCGCUCACUCGAGGUGUUUGUCCGCCUCACUCGAGUCCUUCCCCAUGCUGCAGAAAAUGCCCGCCAGGAGGAGGGACAAUGCUACAGCCUCUGCGGUCACUUCAGUCACCUGUCCAGGUGGAAGAAGCAGCUGUCCUGAUCAAUACACCUGCUGCCUGUUGCUCAGUGGAGACUACGGCUGCUGCCCGUAUCCAGAGGCCAUAUGCUGCAGCGAUCACCUCCACUGUUGCCCUAGCAACACAGUAUGUGACCUUGAGGGUGGUGUCUGCAAGUCUGGCGAGGUGCAGCUAUCUCUGCUGAAGAAGAUCGCAGCCGUCCCUAAUGACGUCGAUUGUCCAGACAAGACAUCGGUGUGUCCGGACCAGACAUCAUGCUGUCGCCUGACAAGCGGCUCUUACGGCUGCUGUCCGAUGCCCAAUGCCGUCUGUUGUUCAGAUCACAUCCACUGUUGUCCUGCAGGAACAGAGUGUGACCUCGUCCACAGCACCUGUAUGUCGCCCCAAAGAGAGACCACCGAGAUCGUCAAGAUCAACGCUGCAGAGACGAAGCUGAUAGCAGUACAGAGCAAUGAAAACUCUAAAGUUGCUUCAGUUCCCUGCAACGACUCUGUGGCCUGUGCUGACGGGUUCACCUGCUGUAAAUCAUCUGCGGAGCAAUGGGCGUGCUGUCCGCUUCCAAAGGCCGUGUGUUGUGACGACCACCUGCACUGCUGUCCUCACGGCACCCUCUGUAACCUGGUCGAAUCCACAUGCGAUGAUCCUGCUGGCAGCACCGUGAUGCCCUGGCUUACAAAAGUUCCCGCCUUCCCUCUGCUGACCAAGAACAGCAGGUGUGAUAAAUCCACGUCGUGUCCGGGAAAAGCCACCUGCUGCAAGACGGCGGGCGGAGGCUGGGCGUGCUGUCCUCUGCCUCAGGCUGUGUGCUGUGACGACCACGUCCACUGCUGCCCUCACGGUACCGUCUGCAAUCUGGAGGCUGAAAGUUGUGACGACCCGUGGGGUUUCCUCCCGUCCCUCCCGAUGGUGGAGAAGGUGUCGGCUCUGAUCUCAGACGUCCAGGACGAGAAAUGUGACAAGCAGACGAUGUGUCCCGGAGGAACCACCUGCUGUAAGGGAGACUCUGGACAGUGGGCGUGCUGCCCCCUACCUCAGGCUGUGUGCUGCAGUGAUCGUGAGCACUGCUGCCCAAAAGGCUAUAGAUGUAACGUAGCUGAACAGACGUGUGAUAAACCCGGAGCCCUCGGUCUGCCCUGGCUGCAGAAGAUCCCCGCUCUGCACACGGAGAACAGUCCGGCUGUUUCCGCUCCACCUCCUCCGGUCAGGAACAUGUGUGACGCCCAGACCAGCUGCCCGAAGGACACGACCUGCUGCUUCAUGGACAAGGCGCAGAAGUGGGGCUGCUGUCCUCUGCCAAAUGCCGUCUGCUGUAAGGACGGGAACCACUGCUGCCCCAGCACUCACACCUGUGAACCUCAUCGCUCCUCCUGCUCAAAGGGCCCUCAUGUCAUCCCCUGGUUCACUAAACUGAGCGCUCUGACCGAGCCGUCCGCCGUCACAGACGUUAAAUGUGACGACAAGAGCAGCUGCGCUUCAGGAACGACCUGCUGUAAGCUGGAUUCAGGAGAGUGGGGCUGCUGCCCGCUGGUGAAGGCGGUUUGCUGUGCAGACCACCAGCACUGCUGUCCGCAGGGAUACACCUGCAACAUGCACACAGGAACGUGUGAGAAGAAGAGCAACGACGCCCUCAUCAGCACCCUCCGUCAGAGUGAAGUGGUACAGUCCAAGCCUGCGGUCACAGAGGACGACGCAGACGUACCAUGUGACACCAUGGGGGUGUAUCACUGCCCCGGGCGAGACACGUGCUGCAAGAUCUCAGACACAGAGUGGGCCUGCUGCCCCUCGCCCAAGGCUGUGUGCUGCUCGGACUCAAAGAACUGCUGUCCCGCAGGAUUCUCGUGUGACCUGAAGUCUCAGAGUUGCGCCCCGCACUCCCCGCUGACCUGGGACUCUUUGUUCGGGGACCGCAAGAAAGACUUUAACAGAGCUGGACUUUAACCCUGCGUUAGACGUUUAGCUUAGCGUCAUCAACGUGGACACACACACCACAUCGUCUCGUCUACACUCCUGACUUCGGUUUGGUCAUUAAUGGAAAUGAAUUUACAAAGUUUCUGCACUCGUGUUUAUUUUUUUUGGUUGGUAGGUGUGGAGGAAACCCGCAUUCAGGGGACACCACAGCCUCUCUUUAGGUGAGCGCAGUGUGCAGGAGUCUUUAAUGUAUUUAUCAUGAUGACACUUACUCUCUGGAAAUCAAAACAAAUACGCUAACCGUGCCAGGCUCCAGUGAAGAUUUGUUUUAUUCUGUUUUUCUUAUCGCCAAUGAAAUGUGGAAAAAAAGACCAAAACUGACGAGCUAUGAGCCACCUUCUGACUUCUCGUCUUGUCUGUUAUGCUCAACUCUUAACCAGUAACUUUCUACUGAUGUGCAAAGUUGGUAGUGAAUUAAUGAUGGCGUUUAUCGAGUUCUUUCUGCCGUCGUGUGGUUCAUGGCCUCAUGGUAGCUAACCUCGCAUCCGUCUGAAACGGAGCGAUUUAAAAAGUCAUUUUAGCAAAUUGUGAAAUUUGUCUCCAGGAAACAGAUUAAAGAGAUUUUAAAACAC
Molecule: messenger RNA, 3298 nt
Organism: Labrus mixtus (cuckoo wrasse)
Lineage: Eukaryota; Metazoa; Chordata; Actinopteri; Labriformes; Labridae
Gene: grnb
Product: granulin b
Exons: 17
Coding region: 189-2696 (835 amino acids)
Cellular component (GO): extracellular region
Source: RefSeq, a predicted model, not a curated record